ACGGCUAAGGCGGCUAGCGUGGUAAACCGCUUGGCUCCACGACAAAGGAAAAGGGAAAGUCCUCGCGCUUGCACGUGUCCUGUCUCUGAAAGCCCUUUGACCCUUCUCGGGGAAGUGUGUCGCGAGUCGUUUGGUGACGCGCGUGUCCCCCCCUUCCGGGGCGGGUUGUCGGAGCUUGGUUCGGCCGGGGGCCUGGCCCGCUGAGUAUGGACCGGAGGAAACCCUCCAACCUGCCCUUCGACGAGAGCCUGGAGGUCAACGACUCUGAGGAGGUCCACACACCGACCCCGCAGACGCCGGCCAAGACAGAAUCAAAGCCAAAGGGCAGGAAGGUACGGAGUUUGACGGGAGCCAAUAGCAGCAGUGAUGAGUUUGAUGAAGAAGACGCACCUCAGAAGGCCAACAAGCCAAUUAGCAGGCAAGCACGGCUGAGUCCUAACGAGGAGGAUGAAGAGGAGGAGGAGGAAUCUGAUGAAGAUGACUCUGAUGAUGAUGACGAGCCGGGGCCCGAGGGCGCGUACGAUCCAGCAGACUAUGAAAGCCUUCCAGUUUCCACAGAGAUUAAAGAGCUUUUUCAAUACAUCACAAGGUACAUGCCUCAGUCCAUCGAGUUGGAACACAAACUGAAACCCUUCAUUCCAGACUUCAUCCCGGCUGUGGGAGACAUCGAUGCUUUUCUGAAGGUUCCCAGGCCGGAUGGUAAACCAGAUGAUCUGGGUCUGCUGGUCUUGGAUGAGCCCUGUGUUAAACAGUCGGACCCCACGGUGUUGUCUCUGUGGCUGUCAGAGGAGACCAAACAACAUGGAGUCACGGAGUUGAAGAAGGUGACUAGUGUGUCCAGUCCACAGAGGAAUCCUAAAGCGGUUGACAGUUGGAUAGAGAGCAUCUCUGAGCUGCACCGGUCCAAACCUCCAGCCAGUGUGCACUACAGCCGGGCCAUGCCUGACAUCGACUUCCUCAUGCAGGAGUGGCCGCAGGAGUUUGAGGAGCUGCUGGCGAGGGUGGAUCUCCCUACAGCAGAUCUGGACUGUGACCUGAAGCAGUAUGUGGACAUCAUCUGUGGACUGUUGGACAUCCCCGUCUAUAAGAACAGAGUCCAGUCCCUCCACGUCCUCUUCACACUCUACCUGGAGUUCAAGAACCUGCAGCUCUUCAAGCACACAGCCUGAAUGGACACCAUGUCAUGAAAUAAAUUUACCACCAAAGUCUGAUAAAUAUUGGUUGGACUCUAGUAAGUUAGUCUUCUGUAUUACUUUACGAGGGAACCUGCCAUCUUCUAUUAUGAACCUGUAGUGGAGACAUUUUCAGAAUUUAUAAAGGACUGUCUCGCAUUGCAGUUGAUAUUCUACCCAUAGGAGCAUGAACAAACAUGGAUGUGCUGACAGCUCGUGAUUUCACAUUAAGUCUUUUACCUUUAUAACAAGUUUUUAAAUAGUUCUCUUACUCAGCAGUGCAGUGGUACUUUUUCGUGUAUUGGGAACAUCUAAGUCUUUGGUUGCUGAUGAUUAGUUUUUGCGAGUUUUUUUUAUAAUGGAAUUUCUGUUAAGAAAUAAAUUUUCUAUCCUUUUCUAGUGUUUAAUGUAUUAUCUAAUGUACCACAUUGAAGAGACAUUCUGAGAAGUUGUAGUUUGAGCAGGUAAGAGACACUUCAUGUCAAUAAAACACCAGUGUUAAUUCCAGCUGAAGCAAUUGUGAAGAAAUUAAAUUCUAUCAACACUUUGAGCCCGUCACCAACCCCUUCCCUUCAGGAACGUGAUGCUAAUGCGGGCACGCGGGCUAACUAAUACAUUUUAAGGUGAUGCUAAUGGCAUGAUUUAUAUCUGCCUCAUCUACAACCGAGACAUGUAACUCUGACUGAACUCUCGUAUUAAACCAUGAUAACCAACACAGAUGUUCAGUUUGUGCUCCAUGAUAAAUCUUCACUGUGCACAAAAUAAAGAAGAGAAAAUGAUAAAGCUAACUGUGUAUGAAGGUUUUCUCUCCAACCAGUCAACACAUCUGGAUUUACUGAUCAGUCUGCCUGUCUGGAUGAAGGACUGUUAAUCAAGUCACCUGAUGUAAUGAUCGGUUGGCAGGAAAACCUGUAUACUCACUAUUUCACAUGUACUAUACUCAUUUUUCACAUGAUCGCCUGUGACUACAGCUGAGCCCGGAAAGAUUUACCCAUGUCAUGACUGUUUGCAUCAAAAAUAUAAUUUAGAUUUAAAUAUUUAUUAAAUUUAAUGUUUGUUCUUUUUGAAGUUCAAAACCACAAACCUCUUUUUCUCUUGUAAACUGACCAAAUCCCUUUGUGGUUUAUUUGAAAUACUGAAUAACUUACAAUGACCCAAGUAUUCUGAUUCUGUUGUAUAGAAAUCAAACGUUUGGACACCAAACGGAGGACAAGAGAGAAGCGUUUGGGAAUCAUCAUUUCAUUGCUUGGAUGAAAUAUUCAACUCACAAAUGAUGCUUGUUAAAAGCUACUCCUGUACAUUGUGUUUCUACACGAGAUAAGACACAACAAUAUGUCAAAUGUGACAUAAAAGCCUACCUGCAUGUAGCUGU
Molecule: messenger RNA, 2544 nt
Organism: Lampris incognitus (smalleye Pacific opah)
Lineage: Eukaryota; Metazoa; Chordata; Actinopteri; Lampriformes; Lampridae
Gene: ift46
Product: intraflagellar transport 46 homolog (Chlamydomonas)
Exons: 5
Coding region: 207-1169 (320 amino acids)
Biological process (GO): intraciliary transport; cilium assembly
Cellular component (GO): centrosome; motile cilium; intraciliary transport particle B
Source: RefSeq, a predicted model, not a curated record